AUGUACCUAAAGCUCCAUUUGCCAGUAGUGACGCAUCGGCCUCUGUAUUAAAUUUUGCCAAGUUUGUAUAACUUCAGCAGUUUCCUUUUUCUAUUCCCCCCCUCCAGCUGUGUGUUCAGUGUAACUGUACAAGCAGGAGGCCCCGUGCGUCUUCUACGCAAAUUGCCUUUUCAGGUUGGCUCUGCCAUUGGUUGAAACCACAGUCAGAUUCCCCGACGAAAUUAUCUGAUUGGAAAUCAGAGAGGGGAGAAAAAGAAAGAGCAACAAUUAAGUGCGAUGCUUUUACUCUGGUUUGCUUUUGGGGCUUGAAGGAAAGGAUUUUCUUCUUUUUGCGGGACACAUUAUAAGGGGUGAACGACGAAAAAAAUAUAUUAAUUAUUUUUUUAACUGGAUCUUGUUGAGAGACAACAUGCCACGAUCAUUCCUGGUGAAAAACAAACGGAGCACGUCAUUUAAUGUGCAUAGAUUGUAUGAAGAUGAGACAGGUGUCUCACUUCAGAGCAUAGACUCUCCAGAUAGGCCUCAGUCGGAGAGCCUGCAUUCCCAAACAGACAAAAAAUUAUUAGAACAAGAGGAGGAAGAAUUUCAGAGUCCUUUACCCGUGCAUGCAGAGCCCACCAGCUCCCCUGAGGCACACACAAAGCCCUACUACCAAACAGAUCCUCAGAUGGGAGAAUUUCCUUCCUACUAUAAACCGACAUAUUCCUGGGAGCAAGUUCACUCUCGUUAUCAGUUGGGUUUCAGCCCCUCGAUGCUGCAGCAUGCCGCCAGUGUGUACAACACGCACAUCAGCCGCAGCCCACAGCACCCGCAGCCUCUGGACUGUAGUACACACUACUCGCCAAGCUCCAACACCUACCACUGUAUCACCUGUGAUAAGGUAUUCUCAACGCCUCACGGCCUGGAGGUUCAUGUCAGGAGGUCCCACAGUGGAACGAGACCUUUUGGCUGCAGCAUCUGCAGGAAAACCUUCGGCCACGCAGUCAGUCUUGAGCAACACAUGAACGUCCACUCCCAGGAAAAAAGUUUUGAGUGCAAGAUGUGCGGGAAGUCCUUCAAGCGCUCCUCCACUCUGUCCACGCACCUCCUCAUCCACUCUGACACGAGGCCGUACCCGUGCCAGUUCUGUGGGAAGAGGUUUCAUCAGAAGUCUGACAUGAAGAAGCAUACAUAUAUUCACACAGGUGAGAAACCCCACAAAUGCCAAGUGUGUGGCAAAGCGUUCAGCCAGAGCUCCAACCUGAUCACCCACAGCAGGAAACACACAGGCUUCAAACCAUUCGGCUGCGGCAUUUGCUCCAAAGGCUUCCAGCGCAAGGUGGACCUUCGCAGGCACCACGAGAGCCAGCACAGUAUUAAAUGACAUGUCUGCAGCCACCUUCUAUACGUGCUGUAUACAUCCAGGGGCACGUCUAAGCUCUGACCUUGACGGCUGCUCAGCAACCCCCUCCGCCCCGACUCAGGAUCUCAAGCGUACAAUAUGUUGCCGUUUGGUACCCAUUUACAAUGUAACUGAACUUAAUGACUUAGUUUUUGUUGUUUGUUGUAGUGUUUAAAAAUAAUUCAAAAUAAAUAAUAGCAGCAGGCUUCAUUAUGAGCCACCUGUUUGGGGCUGGGCCCUCUAGUUCAUGAAACCUGAGGUAGACUUAAAUUGUAAUUAUUGAGUAAAUAAGGUGCCUUUACAACUUCCCUAUUUCUAGAAAAAAUGCGAUUCCCCACGAUAUAUACAGUCAUAUUCAUUUCGUUAAGUCGAUCCCUGUUAGAAAUACAUUUUGCUCAAGGUUCCACACUUGACAGUACUGUAUUUUUUUUCUUUAAUCACGAUACCUAAGUGAACAUUAAGCUUAGCAACAUCCAACCACACAUAAUAUACAAUACAAUACAUCUUUGUUGAUUAUAGCGCUUUCACCUAUGAUGAAGAUAACGGAAUAUAAGGGUAUAUAUUUAUUUUGCGACCAUCCACUGCUUCAGCCUUCAUUGGAUGAAGACAAAAUGCUCAUCAUAAUGUCACUGAAGACAUCAUUCAUUAUUGUUAUUUUUUUUAAGGGGCAGUUAUCCCGUGAUGACAAUGGCAAUUUCAGGACACCUACAAAAUGUUCAAUACACUCAUGAAAAUAGAAUAUACAUGAUGAAAUGAUUUAUUUAUUUGAUUACCGUAUUUUUUUUUAAAUCAAAUAACGUCUUAUGGACAAUAAAUCAAGUUAAAAAAUGUUAACAUUGCAUUUAGUAGAGCAGUGUAUGGGAUAUGCCAAAAUCAUAAACAGUACAUCCAGUUCGGGGAGGGGGGGGGGGGGGCGAGAUGCAAAUCAUUGUACUGAUAUGUGGCUGAUGAUGAAACCAAAGACGUAUAAAAGAGAUGCUGACCUUAUCUCACAUUGCUCCCUUUACAUCAGAUACAUCUGAUCAUAAUAUUGCAACGUCUGAAGCACAUCUGCUAUUAUGGGGAACUCACGAACUCUGAAAUUUCAAUUUCGCAAACUGGCACACUUUGCCAAAUGUACUUUUUUCCCAUGGAGGCCACAACACUCACGGCCCUCCGAGGCUAACCAAACAACCUCAAGACGAACACGAAUUUCAAGCCCGAAUACUACGUCACAGAUCUCUGGUCAUAAAAUCUGCCCUUAAACCAUUACGAGUUCCUGUGCUGCCAACAGAGGCAUAUUUUAUUUUUAUUUUUAAUGAUGUGCCACGAAUGUUUCUUGUUGUUGGAAGCAAAUGUUCAAAAAAAAACAAUGAAAUGUAUUUAAUUACUUCUGUAUCGAGGUCAUAUAUGAUAAGUUUUCUGCUUUCAAAUGUUGUAUACAUUUUGGGGGGAUGUGUUGGUGUCUUUUAGGAUCCAGGAUUAUAACUGCACGUGAGCUCUUUGCUGGCGUGUUUAAAUUGAAUGUAACAUGAGAAUUGUGAAUCUAUGAAAAUAAAGAAUGGGCUGAG
Messenger RNA from Hippocampus zosterae (dwarf seahorse), 2931 nucleotides. It is a transcript of the gene gfi1b, whose product is annotated as growth factor independent 1B transcription repressor. The coding region runs from base 410 to 1363 and encodes 317 amino acids. Gene Ontology annotation, molecular function: DNA-binding transcription factor activity, RNA polymerase II-specific; RNA polymerase II cis-regulatory region sequence-specific DNA binding. NCBI's taxonomy places the organism in Eukaryota, Metazoa, Chordata, Actinopteri, Syngnathiformes, Syngnathidae. The record is from RefSeq and is a predicted model, not a curated record. Gene Ontology annotation, biological process: regulation of transcription by RNA polymerase II. Gene Ontology annotation, cellular component: nucleus. The transcript has 7 exons.